AAACUUAAAACAGGCGUCCAAACGACCCCUAAUGCUCUGAUUGCUGAACCGUGGGUCCCAACUUAAAGAAAUUAAAAUUCCGAGCGAACUGUCGACACUCUAGGCCCGACUGCUGUGGCUGCCGCUGCCGCUGCUGCUGCUGAUCGGCCAUGGCGGCUCCCAAAAUCAAGACGAGCAGCUUCUCUCGCAACCCAACCAUCGGACCAACGGCCCGAGCCCAUGGCGUCAAGCACGGACCCAACGGCGGCGUCCUCGUCUCCUCCGGAAUCCCAGACCUCGACAAGAUUUUGGGAGGUGGGUUUUCUCUAGGAAGCCUUGUAAUGAUCAUGGAAGAUGCCGAAGCGCCUCACCAUCUUCUCCUCUUGAGAAAUUUCAUGUCUCAAGGCAUUGUUCACAACCAACCCCUUCUUUAUGCCAGCCCGACGAUGGAACCACGGGCAUUUCUAGGCACCCUUCCUAGCCCAAUUACAUCCAAUGACGACAAACGCGAGCUGGGUCCUGAUCACACCCAAGAACAGGAGAAGGGAUUGAGGAUUGCUUGGCAAUACAAGAAGUAUUUUGGAGAGCAGCCGAUUUCCGGGAAUUCUAGUGAUAACAGACAGGAGUAUUCCAACAAUUUUGACUUGCGGAAGCCUCUAGAAAGGCAAUUACUCAGCGCGCAACGUGUUCAUUGUAUAAGCAUUCAAGAUUCUCCACAUCUUACGUCACUCAAAGACCAAUGUUCUACCUUUUUAGCUCAACUUCCAAGAAACGAUGGUGCUGGUAUUGGGUUUGCUGGCCGCAUAGCUAUACAGUCACUCUGUGCUCCACAAUGCUGUUUCUCUGACUUGGACUGGGAUUUGCUUUCCUUUAUCAGAUCUCUCAAGGGUAUGAUACGGUCAACCAAUGCAGUUGUGAUGAUUACUUUCCCUCCAUCUGUUCUGUCACCUUCCUUCUCUAAGAGAUGGCAGCAUUUGGCGGAUACUCUGCUCUCUGUCAGGGCAAUCCCAGAUGAGGACAAAGAGAUGGCGAAGCUCCUGACAGGUUAUCAGGAUAUGGUUGGCCUUCUGCACGUCCAUAAAGUGGCUCAGAUUAAUACUCAGGUCCCUGUCAUUCUAGAAGCAACCACAUUCUCGAUAAAGCUAUAUCGACGAAGAUCCUUGGUAUUGGAGCGGUUAAAUCAAGCACCUGUGGAUGCUUCGAGUGGGAGCACAUAUGCCAAUUCUGGUAGUUGUUCCGGGUCCACAAAGACCUCAUCCAUUGAUUUCUAAUAUCCUUUCUUAUCAACAUCAUCACCUUCAUUGGUUCUGAUCAGCCUAUGCUGCCAUAGCAUGUCCAUUGGGCGUGGUAGCCAGAUGUGGGUGCAGAUGACCAAAUGCUGCUUGUUCGACUAAAAGAUCCUCUAUCCUUUUUGGUGCCCCCACCAAUCGUGGUCGAAAUUGUAUCCAAUGAAUGCUUCUUGCAGUUACACCAGGGAAAAGGGGGUUGCAAGAUGCUGAGUCUCACCAAUGGGUUCCCACGAGAUGGGUGGGCCCCAGUCCAGGAAAAGAGAGGUAGAAAUUGUUAUUGGAAGUGGCAAUUCCUCCUAGAUCAUCUGCAUCAGGGAACAUAUUUGUUGAUGCCGUGGAUUUUCUGACUUUUUUUGUUCUCCUGGACUCGUAACUUUGUAUUGAAUUAAUCCAGUCAGAUUGGUAUAAAUGAAAUUAAGUAUUCUUGUUUUC
This is a messenger RNA of Magnolia sinica, 1700 nucleotides long. Its product is annotated as elongator complex protein 4. The record is from RefSeq and is a predicted model, not a curated record. The coding region runs from base 150 to 1250 and encodes 366 amino acids. Gene Ontology annotation, biological process: tRNA wobble uridine modification. Lineage: Eukaryota; Viridiplantae; Streptophyta; Magnoliopsida; Magnoliales; Magnoliaceae. The transcript is spliced from 8 exons. Gene Ontology annotation, cellular component: elongator holoenzyme complex; cytoplasm; transcription elongation factor complex.